CUCCAGACAAGAGUGUUCACCUUUCCUUCCUGUCACAAGAGGUUUAACUUUAGAGUUUAAACCCUAGAUAAUCGUACGAAAUGCCCCUAUUGCCCUCUCCAAAACUUCAUGUUAACAGCAGGCAUAGGGCGCAGGGUGGGGCUUUAUGGUCAUCUUUCAAUAUUGGAGCAUUUUCUGAUCAGACUUUACACUUUCCGGUGAGUUGAACUGUAAAAUUUUGAUCAAGAGAGAGAGAGAGAGGUUCGAGUUUGAACAAACAAAGUCGAUCAAGGUCUCCGACGUCUCUCGAAUCUUCCGCCCCUAAACCCCAAGAAAAGAAUCUCUCUCUCUCUCUCUCCCUCUUCUUGGUUCAGGAACCCAACAGAAUCUCUCUCUCUCUACCGAUCCUAUUAUCCCCUUGCUCCUCUUUGUUUCUUGUUCUGUGACUCUCUCUCUCUUCCUUUGCAUCUCUGCAGGACCAUGUGAAACGCACAAAUCUAUGGCCCCCAAAAUGGCAUCACGCCAUGCCCUAGAGUCCUGUACUCUCCACCUCCAUACAUGGAAACCCUUCCUGUUAGACUCUUCUGAACCGGACCCACCUCCCCUUUUCUCCCAGAACCCUAGCCCCAACCCUAAUCUCCUUCUGCAUUACCCUCCCAAAAAGCAAUGCCUCUCUGAUCGAAAACCCAAUGCUCUCUCUACAAUCUCCGACUCUAUCGAUCUCUCAAGACUCAGCCUUUUUGACGAAGAGAUUCUCAAGGGCCCGGCAAAAGAUAGCACUGCCGUCAUUGGAGUGGACCGAUUGGCUAGAAAGAGAAGGAGAAGAGGGUCAAGAUCACAAUCUGGUGUGAGCAGUGAUAAGGGGCGAGCUCCUCACCGAUGUUUCUCCGACCCACCAUUGAUAGGGACUGAUUCAAGUGGAGAAUUUCUCUCUCAUGGCGAUGGGAAUUGGGGUUCCGAUUUUGGUGACAAUAGAGAGAAGGAAGAGACAGUUCUGGGUUCGUUUUAUCAGGGCAUUGAUGUUCAGAGCGUGGAGUCGGGUUAUGGGACUGAGCCAGGUUAUAGGGGGGAUGGGGAGCUUGGUUACGGUGAUGAGUUUGAUGAUGAGGAGGAGGAUACGAGGCUCUUGUUUUGGGGUGAUGGGCAUGCAUCCAUGGUAGAAGACAUGGAGUACACACAGGUUCCAGGAGCGAAUGCUUUUGGGGAGCAGAAGCUCCAUUACAGGUGCAGGCGUAAGAAGCAUGAUUUGAGAAUCCUAGGUUCCCUGCCAUAAAAAUCAAUAUAAACUUUGGAGAUUGGCAUCAAGAACUUGUAAUUCAGUGCUCCACAUGCAUUUGUUAGGUGAAGUUGCCACCAUACUCAGUGUUCUUUCAAUUCUUGAUGGCUAUGAUUUUCAUGGGAGAAAAAAAGGGCAAAUGGUAUAUGAAUUCAAUUUUUUCAUCAUGAGGAAUUUCUUGGAUGAA
Molecule: messenger RNA, 1442 nt
Organism: Amborella trichopoda
Lineage: Eukaryota; Viridiplantae; Streptophyta; Magnoliopsida; Amborellales; Amborellaceae
Product: LYR motif protein
Source: RefSeq, a predicted model, not a curated record